AUGGCAGAAGAGGAAACUAAUCGAUCCACCUAUCCCAGGAGGGGAGAUCUUGUCACUGUUCGCCCCAGCUUUUUUCGGUUGUAUACCAACAUGGCGGCAAAGGAAGGAUCAUACCGCAAAGAAACUGUCGACAGUGUUUACAACAAACUUGUUUGCAGAAAAUCUGAAAUAGAUCUAUUGUUGACACUUUUUGGAGACAGAGGUUCGUUUGUGUCGCCAUCGAUAUUCAUCUGCGGUCAUACAGCUACAGGGAAAACGGUGGUCGUGGAAACUUUGUUGAAAGAUUUGGAGGUGAGCAUGUUGUUUAUUUAAAAGCAUGCGAGGCUUAUAAUUUAUUGUAUUGACAAUCGUUUAAUCCUGAAUUUUGGACACAGAAUAAUCGAAGCUGCCAUCAGAGAUGCCAGCCUCUGCAGAUCAAAAAUCUGGAGAGUUUUCUUAAAUAGCACUUAACCCUCCCUCCCCACCAUCCCACCCUACCACCCCCCCCCCCCCACCCCCCCAAAACCACCCAUCAUUUCGUUCCCCUCUAUACAAAUCACCCAAAAUUAUCUUGAAUUUUUUUACCCGUUACAAUGGAGAACAUGACUCCUUCCUUUUGCGCAAAUAUGCCGAUUUGAAAAAUUUGGAGGUGAGCAUGUUGUUUAUUUAAAAGCAUGCGAGGUUUAUAAAUUAUUUUAUUGACAAUCGUUUAAUCCUGAAUUUUGGACACAGAAUAAACGAAGCUGCCCACAAAGAUGCCCGCCUCUGCAGAUCAAAAAUCUUGAGAGUUUUCUUAAAAAGCACUUAACCCCCCCCCCCCACCCUCCCACCCCACCCCCCCCCCCCCCCCCACGUCCAAUAAGUCACCAUGAUUGUUUGCCAUUUAUAAAAAAUUCCGGAAAUUUUAUUUGGGAAUUUUCGCUCGGUAAGAGCGGUACAUGUCGUCUACCAUUUGCCCAAAAUUUCCGGAUUGUCUUGCCGCGCUAGACUGCCGAGAUUCUAGUUACAACAUAAAACUAGUAUGAAACUCAAGAAACAAGUAAGUGGUAUAACAAUUUCCAUUUGGAACAUCCCAACUGGGAAAACGGGACUACCUUUCAGAAUUUCCAUUUGUCCCGGGAAUUUUCCAGUGGGACAAACCAAAAAAACAUUUAAUACCAUUUACACCCCAACAGGAAUUUGCGGUAAUUUGUGGUAAAUGGUAAACAAUGCAUGUUUUAUCCCUGAUACUGGCACAUGAUUGACUUAGUCCCAAAUUGUUUUUGUUAUGAAGGUUGAUCACAUCUCAAAGUUUCUCUCUGACUGAUACUUGUACAGCUGGGCCCUGUUCCUCAAAAGAUGGUUAAGUUUAACCCUGCGGAUUUAAAGCCAAAUUUCAAGCAUGGUUUUCUUGUCUAAGAACAUGCAACUCGAGGUUACGAAAUACUGUUGAGCCUUUGCUACGAGAUGCAGUAAUGGUAACACAAAAUGUUACCCUAAGCAACACAUAGGAAUGUAAAAUACAAAAACAGAACAAAAUUUUAAUCCCAGAUUAACACUAAUCGACCUUUCAGGAACCAGGCCCUGUAGUGUAAAAAGAAUCAACUCAAGUAUGAUCAUUUUCAGACAUUCUUUGUUGUUUUAAAUUGGCAGAUUUUUAUAUAAGAUGAAAUAGUUUUGAUUUUUUUCCGUUUGUUGUUCUUGAACAGCUUCCCCAUGCGUUGGUGAACUGCAUAGAGAGUUUUACAGCACGUCUUAUUUAUGAGCACAUUUUAUACCAGUUACAAGAUUUGGAUGAAGAAGAUGAUGAUUUCGAUCCCCCACCCAAAUGUGACAACAUGACAGACUUUUUCCGCCAACUCAAGAAUUCUUUAUCAUCAAGACAGCUCACAAGUGAAACAUUUUACAUUGUCCUUGAUAAAGCUGAGAGAUUACGGGAUAUUGAAGCCAAUGUUCUGCCGGCAUUCCUGAGACUUCAAGAGCUGACACAACUUAAUAUCUGUGUCAUCUUCAUCAGUCAAAUUGUGUGGGAAAAAUUCCAAGUUGGUACGGGAUUUUAUGAACCUGUUGUGGUUCACUUUCCGGAUUAUUCGAAGGUGGAGUUACUUCAGAUUAUGGCCAAAGAUUGUCCAUCAUCAUAUCCUGUGGAGUUCUACAAAGCCUACUGUCAACUUUUUACGAGUGUGUUCUACUCGGUGUGUAGAGAUCUGAAUGAACUGCGUCAUUUAGUGAGUAUGAUAAUAUUUGCACUAAAGACAAGUGACUUACUGACAACAAACCGUGGCAUGGCCAGUACCUUAUGCAUGCACACAGCCAUAUCACCUGGGCAGUGGUAGCCAUGAACAGCUGUUUCCCCUGUAUUGGGGCUUAUCGGCAUAAAGGGCUGUUAAUAAGAGCUGGUGGGAGGGGGAGGAGGGGCAGAGAUCACUCCCGGCAACAUUGAGCACGACCCCCAGCUUCUUUCAGUGGAGAUAAAAGGACAAUAAUAAUUAUUGUCCUUAGCCUGAAAUUCAUCCGAUUGCUUCGAGUCGUUUUUUCCUCUCAACAACGUCUGAAUCGACGGGCCGUUAAUGCCGUCUAGUGACGUCACUCACUACCCGAAAACCGGGUAGUGAUUUUGAUUGGUUGAUUGUCUAAACAUUCGCAUAAUUAUGUAUAAUUAUGAAAAAUUUUACCGGGAUUGUCGCUUGAUAUUCAGCGGAUCGCAUCCCCGGCAUUCUUUCGUUUAGUUCAAACAUUUCGAUAAGCUUAAUCUUUAUCUUAAACAGCAAAAUUGCCCUUGUCUUCGAAACUGAAGUGCUAAAUUGAACUGCUAAUGAAGAAUCAUUGCGGAGAGUGUGUAAGUUUUUCAUUUAGAGCCGCUUUGUGGUUUCGGCGGCCGUUGAUUUUGUUUACGCGAAGUUUUCUGAGAUCAAUGUUAUAAUUCGACCUUCUUGCUAUUUUUACCGUCAAGUGUAAUGAUUCUGUUAGCUUUUCUUUCUUGUCUCCUUGUUUUUUUUCUUCGUUAAUUAAAGCAAAUCAUUGUGUUUUUGAACUAAUUUUUCCUUGUGUGUGUUUAUUUCAUUUGCGUGAUUGCGACCGAGUUUGAUAUUUAUAGAAUUUAGUACAACCGGUUCAGAGUUGUACUGCAUGCAGUUGAUAGUUUCAACGUUAAACAUGAAUUACGAUCGAAAAAAAUAAAGCAGUUCUGUAUCAUGCAGACAUUUCCAGACGAUAUUUCUCGGUUUGCCACUUGAAAAUCGUGUUUUACUUUUUGCAUGAAUUAAAGCAAAGGUCAAGGACUAGUGACGUCACUGGACGGCAUUAACGGCCGGUCGAUUCAGACGUUACUGAGGGAGAAAUAACGACUCGAAGUAAUCGGAUGAAAUUCAGGCUAUAUUGUCCUUUUAUUGAAAAAAACUUCCUAGCCAUUCAGUUCCCACCUACUAAUUGCAUACAAACCCAGCAACUUGAAAGUCUAGUGACAGCCUUGACUCAUUUGGAAGAGAGUAUUGGAAGCAUAUAAGUAUGAGUAAUUUCUUUAUUUAGCCAAAGUCCAUCAGUAGGUGACCUUGUUUGAGCAAGUCAUCUUAAAAUUAGCCUCUCAGGCAGGCAUUUUUAGGGGAGCUUGUAUUUCGCCCCUCCCCACAAACGCCUGCCCUACUGAGAACAACAUUCCUUUUCCAUUGUUUUAUUCACAUGGUAAGUGACCAAUUCACAUGGUAAGUGACCAAUCAAAUAAAGUGUUGACAUACUAAACAUGACUCAUGGUAGUGUAUAAACUUGACCCUAGAGUUACAAUUUUCCUACUUUUCUUUCCUUCGCUAAGGUUAUGCAGUGCACAGAGUAUUCUAAAAUCUGAUUAAAUCUUACUUUUGCCACUUUGCGAUUGGCUAAGCUUGGGAAAGGAAUGUUGUUCUUGGUUGAGCAGGCAUUUCUAGGGAGGGCGAAAUACAAGCUCUCCUAAAAACGCUUGCAUGGGAGGCUUUCAUGAAAUCUGCACAUGUAUUUCCUUCUAUUGACUAAAAACUGAUCUACCAGUAUAUCUUUUAUUCAUUUCAGGCCCUGUUACAUUUUCCCAAAUAUUGUGAGCCAGUAGUCUCCGGUGAUGCUGAAAUGACAGACAGUCGUAAACUAUGGAGGAACAUCGAGCCCCACCUGAAGAAGGCACUUCACACAGUUUAUCUCAGAGAGGUGUCCAGUCACCAGUGGGAGUCGAUUAUAAGUCAAGAUACACAGGACAACAAUGAAAAUCUAGGGGACCAGGGUAAGAACAUUAACUAACUACACUCCUCAAUACACUGUUGGUUUGCGUAUAAAACCAAUGGUUUUUUCUUUUUUAAAAAGUGUUCCGAACAUUUUUUAAAGAGUCUUUGCCGUCACCAUCUCUUUUGUAUAGUCAUUGUAUAGUCAUAAGACAUCGCAUUUGCUAAUUUCACAUUGUAGUCAAUGCAGUGACAGCGAAGAAAUGUAAGAAUUUAGAGGUAUGGUUAAUGCUGUCUUCAACAAACUGCUCAAACCCUUCAAAGUGGCACAAUCCGCUCUAUUUUCUUGGCAGCGUGCAAAGAAACUAGCGUCCGAUAGCCCAGGGCUAGUGGAUUUUGCUAUUGGGCUAGUGAAUUCUGUUCUUAAUUUGCCAGAUGGGCAAGUGAAGUAUUUUGAGGAAUUCAACUUACAGAAGAACUGUGAAAUCAAUUCUGCUCAUCAAUAAAUUUUGGGGGCUGGUUGAAAUGACGUUUGGGCUAGUAAAUGUUAGCUUCGGCUUCCCCGAAUGGCAAGCUGUAAAAAUGAAUUUCUUUGCACCCUGCUCGGGGUAAGAAAAUUCGCUGACACGCUAAUUGAAACAGCAUUUUACUUCUCUGUUCUAGGUGUCUCAGUUCGUUCUUACAUUGAACUUCCAUUUUAUACCAAGUAUCUCCUGAUUGCGGCUUAUUUGGCGUCAUACAACCCUGCUCACACAGACAGAAGGUUCUUCACAAAACAAGGAAGAAGAGGAAUAAGCAACAGGGCGAAGGCUGCUGCCAAAGGAAAAAAGUCCAACACUCAACUUACAGGUACAACUGUAUACAUGGGCGCCGCGUGAGAUUUUGUAGAUGUACGCACAGGAAGAAAAGUCAGACCACCAAAGGAGCUCCAAAGUAGGCGGGGCUGGAGGCAUGCGCCCUUCCCCCCCCCCCCCCCCCCCCCCCCCCCCCCCACUACCUCCCUCCCCCCCCCCACCCCCUCCCCCCUUCUCUCGUCUUCCCCUUUUUUCAAAACCAACACAACGAAAUAACACAUAUAAACAAAUAAAUUAUAUUAAUGUUAACUUUUUAUCAUAAACAAUCGCAUGCCAAAAGAAAAAAAGCCAACCCUCCACUUACAGGUACAAAUGUAAAAAAGGGGGCCGGGGGGGGUUUUGUAGGUGUACGCAAAGGAAGAAAAGGCAAACCCCCAAAGGGGCCCCCAAGGAGGCGGGGGUGGAGGCAUGCGCCCCUCCCCCCCCCCCCCACCCCCUCCUUUCAGAAUUGUCAAAUUUAGAGGCGCGGAAAUCCAUUUCCUACGUUUUCCGAUGGAAAUUUUAAAUAAAUGAAAACAAAGGAAAAUGCAAUAGUUACUUAUAUAUUUUACCCAUCUCUUUUUGGUAUGGUAAGACAGCGGUCAACGCCAAAAAGGAAGUUACAAGCAAGGGGCGAGAUAGCCUGCAAGAUAGCCAUCUCUCCUCGUCUCUCCUAUGAAACGUCCCUACUGGCGAGGAGUUGAGGAGAGUACGGGUAUAUUCGCGGGCUAAGGGCGAGACGUUUACCCUUCAGUCAGGCAAAGACACAAGUAGAAUGCGAAAAAAUUUGUCAAUCACCGCUAUCUAACAAUAAGAAUGCUUUCCGGAAAUAAAAAAAUGUAUUUUUUUGACAUAUUUCAGUUAUACACAGGAGUGGGUGUGCGUAUAUGGACGCUACGCUCCUGUAGUACAGAUAAAGCGGUGGAAUUCUGAAAAAAAAAUUCUCCAUUUCUGAUUGGCUCAAAUCCUCUAGCUAAUUCUUCAUAACCCGCUAGCGUUGACCAUAUUUGGAAGGCGCUUUCGAGAUCUGAUAAAAUGACGUCAAUAGUACAGGAUAAACACUAUACAAAGGUGCGUUGUUUUGGUAAAGCUAGAGGAAAUGGCUUCCUUGUGAAGAAGAAAUAGCCGAACUACUGGCUAAAAACUUAGAAAGACAACUACAACAAAAAACUACAACUCGACAGAUGACAUUGUUGCUAUUUGAAGAAAAUCGUUUAGACUAAACAUCCCGUAUAUCCUGAAUUUUGGUGUGAUAACCUAACUGUUUUUACCGACCUAAUACAUGUAAAUGUAAAUGUAAAUUUGCUAAGGAAAAGGCUCUACCUCUGUCACUAAUUCCAGAAACCAUUUUCGUCAUUGCUUCUCUUAUCGAUCAACCAUCAUUAUUUUUGUCGCCGCAGGUCCUAAGAAUUUCCCGCUCGACCGUCUAAUGGCUAUAUUCUACAGCAUAGUGGAAGACAACGUUGCGCCUUCAGCAAGCAUUCUGUGCCAGAUUUCAUCGCUGGUUUCACUAAAUCUUCUAGCUCAAGUGACAUCUGAUGAUCAGAUUGACUGCCCCAAGUAUAAAUGCCUCGUCAAUUUUCUCACCAUCUCGGAGAUCGCCAAGCAGUUGAAGUUUGAUAUUGUGCAGUAUUUAUAUGACUUUGUUUAAUUAAAAGAUCCUUUGUUA
Molecule: messenger RNA, 6644 nt
Organism: Porites evermanni
Lineage: Eukaryota; Metazoa; Cnidaria; Anthozoa; Scleractinia; Poritidae
Source: the annotation of a GenBank genome assembly